This is a messenger RNA of Rhipicephalus microplus (southern cattle tick), 6841 nucleotides long. RefSeq lists its product as uncharacterized. Lineage: Eukaryota; Metazoa; Arthropoda; Arachnida; Ixodida; Ixodidae. The record is from RefSeq and is a predicted model, not a curated record.
CCGCCGCGAGCACGCAGCGGUCACGAAGGCUUCUCAGCCGCGCGACGUCGUCGUCCGACGAGGAAGCCGACAAGGUUUGGCGACGUUUCGUCUACUAUUGUCGUGUGUGAAGCAGCGGAGUAUAUCCAGUGCGCGUGCGUGUCCCUUGGCCUUCACUUUCAGUGUAAUCAGAGUUCUACUUGGAUUACUGCGCGCAAGCGAACCGUCGCUGUGACUUCGCCGUGCGAGGCCGGACCGGAACAAGUCUUCUCCGGCGGGUGCCCUCCAUGGAUUAUCGAGUCGUCCGUGAGUGUGCGUGUGCGCCGCCGUCGUGACGCCUAGCGCCGCGAGGUGCGCUGUGACGUUCCGGAAUUUCGGCUCCGUGUACCGCUCCAGAAUAGACUAUGGCCCACAACGCAUCGACAACGCCAAUCUGCCGCUGCCGGGUCCUAUACCUAGGUUCGGCCGUCCCUCACAUCACGAAGGACGGCCUUCAGGGCAUUCAGGAGCCACUACGCGAGCUUUACCCAGAUCAGGGACCCGUGUCUGCUCGAGGCAUUGACUCGUGGCUCAGCGUCUGGAGCAACGGACUCCUAUUGGAGAACGUUGAUGAGUCCCUGCGCCAGCACGUGCGGUUUUUUCCCAUCGAGACGCUUCACUACUGUGCAGCGGUGCGCCACGUCGUUGUGCCAGGCUCAAGCGGAUCUGAACGCGUUGAGAAGUUUCUGCCUCUAGACAGUCCGUUCGCGAGGCACGCCGGACCACAGCAGCCUCCGUUGUUCGCGUGCAUACUGAGGAGGACUACUGGCAUCAAGGUGCUCGAAUGCCACACGUUCAUCUGUAAAAAGGAGGCAGCGGCCAAUGCCCUCGUACGUUGCUGCUUCCACGCGUACGCCGACUGUACGUACGCCAAGCAGUUGGAAGAGAACCCCUACGCUCUAGACGGGCCACCGCGGCGAGCUCAGUCUGUUGUGGGACUGGACACUGUGCAGAAGGUCGAAGCAUGGCGUCACCAGCAGGCCGAGCCUUCUACCAGCAACGGCGUGCCACACGCGAACGGUGGCUCUAUCUUGCUCGACGACGAGACGGAAGACGACGAAGGGAACUACAAAGUCUGGACUGGACCUGCUCCGAGAGAACUUGUCUACAUGGACACCAGCGGCACACUAAGAAGCGUUCAAUCAACCGCCACAGGACCCCCCAAGUCGUCUCGUCCCCGACAGCUCGCCAUACCCUCUCGACCACCGCCGCCACCAUUGCCACCGCUUCCGCCUCCCGGCUCAAGCAAGAUAAACGGUCACAAGGAGAGCUCAAAGUCAAAGAAGAAAUCAAAGUCCAAGUCCUCGUCGAAUUCCUCGCCGCAGCAGCUCCCUCCCAUGCCGCCUCCACCUCACCUUAACGGGUACAGCAUGAUAUCAGGCUACAGCGGCAACCAUCCACCACCUCCCAUGAUGAUCCACUCGGAAAGGAUGCGCAGGCCUCCUGAAAGGCCCAUGCUGUACAGCUCCGAGGAGCCCUCGUACAUACCUGCCGUGCGAGCAAUGAGUCCGACCGCCUCCUACCAGCCUGGCAUGUAUCCCCACGAGCAAUACUUUAUGCAGAACUACAGCACAGCUCCCCGCCCUCACGGAAACAAGCACAGGGGAAACGGCGAGCACGCACCCUCCUCGAAGCAUCCCAAGGAGCACAGGCGCAGCAAUGGAAACCAUGAUGACUCUGCGGGAGGGGACACUGACUCUCCCUUCAACACGGGCAUCUACCGCCGGAAGGGCCAUCUAAACGAGCGUGCCUUCUCCUACUCCAUCAGGCAGGAGCACCGGUCGAGGUCUAACAGCCUGGCUAACCUGCACUUCCUCAAUGGUGGGCCUGAAGGCAACGGCGAUCCUGGACCUUCCGGUAUGGACAAGAAGGACAGAGAGCUCGCUCAGCUCGUGGGCGACCUGGACUUAAGGGACAACAAUGGUUACGGAGGCCCAUCUCACAGGCCAGUUACGCCGGACACAAACUUUACCCGAAAGAAGGCAUCGUCCAAGAACUAUGCUUGGUAAAAAGCACGAAGAAUGGUGGGACGAGUUCCACAACAAGGCACGCUUUUCAUCCACUCCUCAUGGAGAGAGACGAUAGACUUCAUUGAAUUAUCCGGUGCGCGACUAUCCCAGCCCUGCGAGGGUAGGGUCAUGGUGAUGCGGCCACACACCAACUCGGCCUGUCGUCCUCUACUCGGCGUGCAGCCCUCGCUACUCCGGCCUUCUGGAUGGAUGGAUGAAUUGAUAUGGCUGUACCCUUUGGAUCGGGCGGCGGCUAACACUACCUUCUGGCACUUGCGCUCGCGCCCGUGCUCCUCGCGGAAGAUUUGUGGAGCGUUCGUGCGGUCAACGUAUAUUGGAGUGCACUAUGAUAAUGAAUGUAACUGGAUAGAUGCCAUGAUAAGCGACCGCUCCGUGCUUGUGUGCGAAGUGCCACUGUGUCCUCAACGUGUGCGUUUUUCCCCGUUUGGUGUUUUCUGUGUGAUGUACUUUAUACGACUGAGUGGUAAUGACGGUGGCUAAGCGCACGAUGACACGCCAAAAUGGAUAUAUGCAUGUAACGUGGAUUGCCUUGCCCGGCCGAAAGGUGCCCACAGGAUUAAGACUCAUCGGUGAUGAUCCCCAUCGUAAUACCACCCAAGGAUUCUGCUCACUUGUUCCCCGGCUUCGAAUCGGCCAAGUCAAUUGUUUAGAUUAAAACACUUUGCCUUUGGUUACAGCUCCAUUAUUACUGGGUGCGACCAGAAAUAUGGUUUGCUUCAAGGCAGCGCUAAGAUUUAACACUGAGGAACACUUCGUUAAGCUCUUGUUAUCUCGUAAUAACCAACAGUCUGCUUUGUUUGUGUGUGUUUGGCCAACUGACCGACUUUCUAAUCCUGUGUGGAUGUGCUAGGGAUUCAUGAAAUAACCCUGGGAAAAUAUGAAGGCGUUCGCUUGAAACCGCACUAGUGUAAUUCCCCAACGCGCAUUUCAGAGAACCAAUCAAUUCCGAUGAGCUAGAUGGCCCUUCUGUGCUUAUUGGCUGUGCGUUGAUUAGUGAAUGUCCAAGUUCAGAAGCGUAGGCCAAAUCGAGAAACAACGAUUGAUAGUAUACCACUUAUUUGAAGAUUAUAUUUUUGCGUUUACAACAAUUUAUUUUCUCUGGCAUUGAAUGCACAAAAAAGAGCAGAAAGACGAUGCAAACACCGCGUUAACGUGCAAAAAAUGUUUCAGUUUAUGCUGCAGUCCCAUUGUACUGGCAUUGGCUAAUUUUACAUCAAUCUUAUGCUACCACUAAGAGCUGCGCUCAAAGCUCAAAUGAUCGCUUGGAAAUGUAUUGUGACUUCAUCUGAUCAAAGUCGAUCGCUAGUCAUUUGUGGAAUGCCCAGCUAGCACUUACUAGAGAAGGAUUCAUUUGGAAGGAAGAAAGCCGCAGCAUAUCUUGACUGCGCGUGAAGAGCAAACUUGACUCUCAGGUGUCCCUACCUUGUACGAGCGCUCUUGCUACGUUUGCAAUAGAGAGUCAGACGAAUGCAUAGGAUUGAUAUGCAUAAGCAAGUGCUGAAGUUGAGAUGAGAAAGGAAUCCGAAGAUCGACUGACUCAAGGUGGCGCGCGCUUAAGAAUGAAGCGAUAGAGACACUCACUUGGUAGUCUGUUACUGCUUUUCUUUUUAGAACAUUGCAGAUCUUUACCAAUAAAUAGGUACUUUUUUGAUACAUGCACUGAUUUAAUGAGAAAGAAAACGGGAAACAACCCGUUUUAGCAUAAAGCCACUAUAGUUCAUGCCGCAAACGGUUUAAAGGUUUGGUUUUGUGUCGAAAUGCAGAUUAUUAUGACUGCCCGUCAUCGAAGUCGUGUUUGGUUGUCAUGACUUAACAGCGUGUGCAUGGUAGCUGUCAAUUAUAAGGGUCUCGCAAGAAUGCACCUGUGUUCGGCGGUCACUUAUAAUCGUGAGAAAUACAUAGUAACUCAUUGCAUUACGCACGAACCUCUGCCAAGCCCCGACAGAUCUACGGCCGUAUGCCUGGUUAGCGAUUUCAGCUGUUGAUUAAGAGAAUAAGGGGAAUGUGUUCUGACGCAAAGACACCCCUCCUUCCGUUUUUUUACAUGUACAGAACCAACGUUCUAGCUAUCUAUUUACUACAAAGCUGAAUACUACGCAUUCAUAUUGGAAAUACGUUACCUGUUCAUAUUUGUCAGCUGCAAAUUCAUGCACACUGUUAGCCUUCUUCAACUUGCUGGGCAGCUGAGCGAAACCUUCGAUUUGUCUUCAAGCAAGUGACAUUAGUUAUGCGCAUACGGGCGUCCGACAGCCAUUUACUUUACCUUCUAUGAAAAAAAAAAGAAAACUGCUUGCGUUCCUGGUGUGCUCAUGCUAGAAAUAUGUGAACUGUUUUUGCUUGACCAACGCGGUCAUUUACGAACCCUUGUAGCGCCGCAGGUGUUGGCAGGCUUCUGGAAUGCCACUUGCAAGGUGUUGUUCAUUCAUAAACUGAGAGUCACAAUUCAGAGCCGCUUAUAAAACUGUUGAUGACGUAGUUAGUUUUCAUUUGCUUUCAAAAGGUAUCCUGCUUUCCAAAUCAGAAAUCGUGCAGCCGUCACAAAUACGCGGGCUCCAUUACAGGUUUUCUGCUCUCAAAUAUGUAAGAGUACGCAAUCCAUAGUUGCGCACGGAGUACCCGUUUCCUCUUCCUCCAUUCUAAGAGCACAUUCGUUCCGUUUGUCUUUCUUCAGCGUUGCUAAUUUUAGCCUUGGCUACAACGCUCAAAUGCGCGUGGCCGUUUUCAGUAUGCGUGAGCCGACCGUCAAACUUGCGAGAUAAGGAUUACGAAAUCCGCGUAAAGCCGAUAGUGCUUUCGCCGGGCUUCUUACGGCUUUUCGUACUAAAGUAACCUUCAGCUCGCGUUUAUAGGCAAGAGUACCGGCGCAAGCGUCUUACAACGGACGCCCCGUACCGCGGAAUGAUCCGGUGGCCGUGCGUUGAACUCGGACAAAGUCCAAUGCUGAGCGGCGGGUCGUACGACGUGUGCCCCGUGCCUAACGUUGACACCGGUGGCUUGAAGGCUGAAGCCUCCACGUUCUUCCUAAAGAGAGGAAACACGUUGUUUGGUUUAUCGGUCAUGUGCUGCUCCAGAGCAGUGAGGGCUACCCCCGAAAUUCAACUACGUUGUGGAAACCUGCAACAAAAAACGAAGUAAAAUGAUGAACGAGAAACACAUUUGUUCAGACGCAUCGACGUACAUACUCCGAACAGUCCAGAAAAAAACUUCACGUUGUAUUCAUUAUUGUAAUGCUUUGUAAAAUGUUCCAGAACUUUAUUUCCUAGUAAACAGUAAAGCAUCCUUGUUCAUCACAGUCAGCUUAUCACUGUCACGAUGACGCAAUUGUGACUUUGUUACCUGGCCAACCACAGAACAGCCUAGCCUUACGCCUAGCAAGGCUUAGUAAACUUCGACAAGUUGUGGGCUCGAAAAGCAGAAGGUUUAAUCACCUACUACAGGUUUUAUUUCUUGCAUUUCAGGGCACUAGCCAUAGCGACCAUGUAGCUAUGGCUAGUGCCCUGAUCGUGAAAUAGAAUACUAGUAUAUUACGCAGCAUCUUAGUCGCCUUGACGGACCAGGACUCUGAAACAAAGGAUGAAGCUGUACUUGUCACAGUAUACUGUGACAAGUACAGCUUACAACUAUAUAUAGUUGUAAGCGUUUUCUGAAUAUUUGAUAAAAUUAAGCCUUAGCUUCACUUGCUGAUGCAUGCAAUUUAAGCUCUGAUUAUUUCAGCGUAUUGUAAUAUAAUUUGUUGAUCAUAUUUAUAGAUGAUAAAAAAUUUGCAUGCUCGAUAAAUAUUAGUAAAGAUUUUGUGUUGCUGCUAUCGUUGAUGUAAAAGAAAGCGCAGAAGUUCAAUCAAAAUUUCAAUAAGGUGGUAGCAAAAUAGUAAUGUUUUGUGGCCAUCAUGAGUUUUGUGAAAUAAAGAUAGCCCAAACUUGCUGUUAUCGCUGUUUUAUUAAUAACUCCGAUAACAUUUCGUUAGUCUGUGUCCUUAGAAUGCCUGAUAUAAUAUUAUGGUGCGUGCCGAAGAUUUAUCGUUUUCAUCCCAAUAAAGAGUGUGCCUUUAGGAAAUUUAUUGAAAUAUGCGUUCAUGAACGACUGAUGUCAAUCACUUGACGCAUUUUACGCAUAUAUGUCAGGGAAUGCGUGAAGUACAUGCACGUUAAUCAUGACGUGAUUGCCGAUGUGUCAUCUUCUUUGCCUCAUCGGUGUUCCGGAAUAUAUAAAAUCUUUCUCUAAGAAAGCAGAUUAAUUGGAAUGAAAUAGCAAAUGUUCAUAAAUUUGAAGACGAAAAAGUGAAGUGCACAUUUAUUGAAACUGAAUAUUAACUCAUGGAUUUGUGCGUGGACAUAGAGGCAUCGAUUUUCAGUUUGUUGAUCCCUGUUUUGAUCCUUAUGUUUUUCUCUUCAACACGGUUAACGAUCGAGUAUGUUUUACUAUGUCACUUGCAUUCUAAUACAAGACGGUCAAAACGUUUAUUAACAGUAAUAUAUUGUACUAGCAAAGUAGCACAUAUAGUAGGAGAAGUUCAGUAAACUGAAUGAGUGUUGUCACAAUUGGAAUGCGUUUGUGCUACUUAUGAUGGGACACUUUGAAAACAGAUAAUGCUUAUGCUACUGAACGUGACCCCAAAUGGGAAACUGCGUAGAAAGAAAGAGUGCGAGACUUGAGUGGUUUGUUCUUUCUGCUCUUCGUUGUUGUGUUGACGAUGCAUCGACUUGUACAGCUCCGAGCAAGACCUUUCUGUGUGCAAGAAUGUCCUGCUCUGUUGUUAUGCCGAAAUAAAACGGACAGUUCCUGGUCAAAUCAAA